AUGUUCCAGGUCCGCUGGCGCUUUUCUUGUGAGGACGAUCCUGGCCUUCGCCAUCAGAGCAGGGGACCCAGGCCAGAGGAGGCUGUCCCCGGCCCCGCACGUUGCUCGGCCGCCCGCGCUCCUCCCUCCGCCUCCGCCGCUGUCCCGAGCGCGCCGCCCCCCCAAGCCCGGAUGCUGGCGCCUGGCCGGGGCCCCCGCGGGCCGCCGCUGACCAUGCCCGGGCUCCGGGGGGCGCUGCGCCAGCCCACCGGCUGCGGCUCCUGCCUCGGGGCGGCGCUGGCCCUGCUGCUGCUGCUGCUGCCCGCCGGCUGCCCGGUUGGGGCGCAGAACGACACGGAGCCCAUCGUGCUGGAGGGCAAGUGCCUGGUGGUGUGCGACUCCAGCCCGUCGGCGGACGGGGCUGUCACCUCCUCGCUCGGCAUCUCCGUGCGCUCCGGUAGCGCCAAAGUGGCCUUCUCCGCUACCCGGAGCACCAACCACGAGCCGUCGGAGAUGAGCAACCGCACCAUGACCAUUUACUUCGACCAGGUGUUAGUGAACAUUGGCAACCAUUUCGAUCUUGCCUCCAGUAUAUUUGUAGCUCCCAGAAAAGGGAUUUAUAGCUUCAGCUUCCACGUGGUCAAAGUGUACAACAGACAGACCAUCCAGGUCAGUUUGAUGCAGAACGGCUAUCCAGUGAUCUCAGCAUUCGCAGGAGACCAGGAUGUGACCAGAGAAGCAGCCAGCAACGGGGUCCUGCUGCUGAUGGAGAGGGAGGACAAGGUGCAUCUCAAACUGGAGCGGGGCAACCUCAUGGGCGGCUGGAAGUACUCCACCUUCUCCGGCUUCUUGGUGUUUCCUCUAUAA
Molecule: messenger RNA, 846 nt
Organism: Pipistrellus nathusii (Nathusius's pipistrelle)
Lineage: Eukaryota; Metazoa; Chordata; Mammalia; Chiroptera; Vespertilionidae
Source: the annotation of a GenBank genome assembly